UUAUGCUAUCCUCAUAUCUCAUCAACGCGCCGAAGCCGAAGCCGCCGCCACCAAUAAAAAUACAAAGCCUAGCAAUGGAUAAUGUAAUUGCAGUUGAAGUAAUUAAGUAUGCAGAGUCAGUCUACGACAGGAACAGUAACAAAUGCACAGAAUAAAAAAAACUGACAGAAUAUUUCAAACGAGUACCGCAUAGAUAAUUCGAGCAGAAAAACCAGAGAACACUUAGUUGGAAAGAUAUAUUGUUUAAAACAAAAAAAAAAAAAACAAAAAAGAAACUGCAUAAAAAAUAUAUGCACGCAUAUCCAAUAAAAUACCGCAAACUACAACGAUUUAAUAUCGAAUAUACAUAAAUAUAUGCAUAAAAAUCAUACGAAAAGUAGCAACAUAACAGUUACAAAUUCAUUGUACUCAGAAUGGACUCACGCAUCGGCCUGGAUUAUAUUGUCGAAAAUCGUGAAUAUAUUUCAAAAUUAGGCGCUGCCUUAGAUACAAAUAAUGCAGUCGUAAAGAAGCAAGUUUUCGAACUGCUAUCAGCUUUAUGCGCUUAUAAUGCAGAUGGAUAUGCACGCGCAAUCGAAACACUUGAAUUUUAUAAGAAUCUCAAAAACGAACGAUAUCGUUUCAAAAUUGUCAUUAACGAGUUAGAAAAAGCCACAAAUGUUGAGUAUCAAGCCGCGCUAUUGGCUUUCAUCAAUUGUGUUAUUAUUUCAGUAACAAGUCUACAAGACCGCAUUAGAAUACGGAACGAAUUCAUAGGUGCAAAAAUUAUACAAAUAUCGUAA
Teleopsis dalmanni is the source of this 782-nucleotide messenger RNA. Its product is annotated as inverted formin-2-like. Lineage: Eukaryota; Metazoa; Arthropoda; Insecta; Diptera; Diopsidae. Bases 414 to 782 code for a protein of 122 amino acids. Gene Ontology annotation, molecular function: actin binding. Gene Ontology annotation, biological process: cellular component organization. The record is from RefSeq and is a predicted model, not a curated record. The transcript is spliced from 3 exons.